ACACAUCGCAAUCUUCUCUAUGUAUGAGAGUCUAUUCUGCCUGCCGCGGCAAGGCAAGGCAAUGGCAAGUAGCUUUUUAGCAUAGACAGCUAAAAGUUCAGUUUGUGACAUUUACGUAGAACAUCUCUCAAAAUGGCGUCGUCGUCGUAUUCGUUUUCGCCGUUGUUGGUAUUAUCGUUUUUGUUUUACGGAUAAAAACUAAAAUUGUUUAAAUAAAUAAAAAUAUAAAUAAAAUAAUUCACAAAUACCUUCCUGUGUCUUCUCGCUACCCACGGAACACAAACGACGACAACAAUUUGUUUGUUUUUUCUUUCAAUCUAGACAUCAAGUGAAAUUCCCCAAAAAUCAAGCAAAAGAAAAAAAAAGAAAUAAUACAAAAAAGCUGCCUCCCAAUUAUAAUCUGCUUCAUAUAAAAAUUCUUUAGUGACGUAGAAACGUAUAUAAUUCUCUCUUAUAGAGAAGUCGACCUCAAAAAAUAACAAAAAUUUCUACUCGGUGUGAAGGCUGCAAAGAUUAUUUUGCACAUAAAAAUACCUAUACCUACUUUCAAGCGACGACGUUUGUUUAAUUGAUAAAAAAAUGUAAAUUAAUAAUUAAAAAAUCAUAUUGGAAUGUCGGUAUGGUCUGCAUUUUUGCCAAAAAGCCAAAGCCCCAUGUGCACUUUGGUUAGUUUGUAACUUGUUAAUAUAUUUUAACACCCUUCGUUGUCGCUCUCGAUAUCGUAGAGAAAUGCUUUGAAAAGGUGUUGCUUUUCGAGUUUCAACAAAACUUACGUAAAUGAAAAUUUACUUUCGGGAAAAAUUAUAUCCUCCCUUCAGAGAAGCAAAGAAUUAGAAUUGAAAAUGAGAUUAAAAUUUGGAUGUAUUAAUUAAGUGCAUUUAAGCCGAUUCAACUACUUAAAAACGACUUUAAUAAAAAGAAAUAAAAAAAAACCUUAACAAGUAGGUACCUACACAUCUCAUUCGGAACAAUAUUGCGGAGGAGAAUCUUCAUUUCAGCAUAUUCCCCUACGGAUUUAUGAUGCAUAUCCCUUCAUCCAUGCGUCUCCCGCCAGCAUCUAGCUCUGUAAUAGCACCAUCACCAACAGUUUCAACAUCUUGGUAUAGUUGAUGGUUGAUGGUUUUUUAACCAUUCAGAGAAUCCGCUUUCCAAAUCGAUUUGAUCUGAUUUUAUUCUAUUUUAUUUUUCUUAUCGCAUUUCAUUUCAAAUUUCAUUCUUCGUUUCAUAUAUUAUUCGCAUUUCUUGUAGAUAUACGGCAUUCUAUUUUCUGUGCAAUAGUUCAAAAAAUAUAUACGUACCUAUCUAUACACACAAUCUACGUCAUACCCCAUCACAACCAUUUGCUUAUCUGGGUUGAUAGAGAAAAUAAAAAUAAAGUAGUUUGUCCCAUUUAAUUAUAUUUAUAGUGAUAUCUCUCUACACAUGAAGUAGUUUGAGAAUUUAUUAACAAGAACAAUAAAAAUGAGAUAAAAAAAAUACUGAGAUCUAAUUGAAAAGCGCGACCAAAAGAACAAAAAAUUAAAUAAAAAAAAAACCAAACCGUGUCUUCCAUCACAUCGUUAUCGAGAAAACUUAAACAAAAAAAAAAACUAAAACCAAAGCUCCUCCAUUCGGUGACUUGAAAUAGAAUGCAAUUUCCGUCUGCAAUUGACAUUGCUCGGAUUUAGUAUCUAAAUCUAAAUUAGUGCCAAUUGACAAGAAGUGUAUCUACACACAUUCUCAAGCACAUCCGCAUCAACUCAAAAGGCAUAAACCGCAUAAGAAAAACACUGAACAAAUUAUUAAAUUAUAAUCGAAUCAAUGCUUAAAAUCAAAAUUUGCAUUCCUAAAAUACUCACAACGAUCAAAAUAGUGAACAUCUUCUUCUUCUUCCUAAUAAAAAUAUACUCGUACAUAAUUGUUAAACAAAAAAGAUCUAAAUAUAUGGAUGUGCUAUGAUUGCAACGUUUUUCAUACUAGUUGCAAUUUUACGUUCACUCCGUUGGAGAAAUCGGUCAUCGUCGGAGAGUCUUGAGAAGAACGAAACCAGUUGCUCGCCAACUACCGACCAGCCCAACGAUUCCGAUGGCCAGUCUAAUUCGACGAUAGUUCAUGCGGCUGGGUCAGGACCCGAGACUGGUAGUCGCAGGUCAAAGGAUUACGGCGACAGCAAGAUCACCUAUCAACGACUCUCGCGGCCCAGAUUUAGCCUGCAAGUGAAUACGCCUUCAUCGUCGUCGUCGAGAAGAUUCAACGAUCGCACCUACUCAAUUGGGACACUGGUCCGGACAAGACAUGGCGACACAAUUGACGGUGGUGAAUUACACCAAUACAAAUCUCAGCAUCAGCAGAUAGAUUUACAUCAGCCCAACGAGAAUAGAAAUGAAGAAGGCGGACCGUCUCCGUCGCAUAAGUCACCCGAGAACCAAGAAAGAGACCGCGAGCGACACUGUCAGAACGACAGUCAAUUAGACGCUGAUGACGACGAUGAUGAUGAAGACAACCGUCGCGAUGCCGAGGAAUUUUAUAAUAGCAUCCAAGAUUGUGCAGCUUCUUCAUUAAGCAACAUAUCCGGUGGUCCGCCAUCAGCGUCCCGCCGAAAGCGCUCCUCAUUGUUUUCGCGCAGUGAUUCAUCGGCAACGACAACCUCGUCGACAAGUGGCAGUGGCACCUAUACAGGUGGUAAGCGACGAUCGACGGCUUCUAUAAUCUCGUCAUCGAUGUGCUCCGAUGUGAUUCCCAUUGAUCGGCGCAGCUCAACGGAACAUAGUCGGGCCAGCAAUACUCGUCGGUCGAGCGGAAGAAUCCGCAGAUAUAUAUCACGAAUGACGAUAGCAGGAGCUCGUAGACGUACCACUGGCAGCUUUGAUGUAGAAAAUGGCCAAGGCGCUAGAUCUCCGCUUGAAGGCGGUUCACCAAGCGCUGGAUUGGUUUUACAAAACCUCCCUCAACGUCGCGAAUCCUUUCUAUAUCGAUCGGAUUCAGACUUUGAAAUGUCCCCAAAGUCCAUGUCAAGAAAUUCUAGCAUAGCAAGCGAAAGGUUUAAAGAGCAGGAGGCAUCCAAUCUAAUUGAAAGAUCUCUCAAUUUUUAUAGCCAUGGAGAAGAUCUUAUUGUGACACCAUUUGCCCAAAUUUUAGCCAGUUUGCGUUCAGUGCGAAACAACCUUUUAAGUCUGACAAAUGUCCAAGCGACAAACAAAUCCAGGCGGCCUACACCUCCUUCAAAUGCCAAUCGAGUGCAAUUAGUUCAAGGAGAUGAACAAUAUAAUCGCUUGGCCACCGAUACUAUUGAGGAGCUCGAUUGGUGCCUGGACCAGUUGGAUACAAUUCAAACUCAUAGAAGUGUGUCGGAUAUGGCAUCGCUUAAGUUCAAACGUAUGCUGAACAAAGAGCUGUCGCACUUUAGUGAGUCGAGUAGAUCGGGAAAUCAAAUAUCGGAAUAUAUUUGUUCGACAUUUUUGGACAAACAACAAGAAUUUGAUUUACCUUCUUUGCGUGUGGAAGAAAACACAGAACAACAUGUGGUACCUUAUCCUCGCGCCCGUUCACCACGUGGCCCGCCAAUGUCUCAAAUAUCAGGUGUUAAGAGACCCCUAUCGCACACAAACUCAUUUACUGGUGAGCGGUUACCAACGUUUGGUGUUGAAACACCUCACGAAAAUGCACUGGGAACGCAUCUGGGUGAUCUAGAUACGUGGGGCAUUGAUAUAUUUAGAAUUGGUGAUCUGAGUGUUCAUAGGCCGCUUACCUGUGUUGCUUAUACAAUAUUUCAGAGUAGAGAAUUGCUGACCAGUCUUAUGAUACCACCGAAAACUUUUCUCAAUUUCAUGACUACUUUGGAGGACCAUUACGUUAAAGACAAUCCAUUUCAUAAUUCAUUACAUGCAGCCGAUGUUACCCAAAGUACAAAUGUGCUGCUAAAUACUCCGGCCUUGGAGGGUGUAUUUACGCCAUUAGAAAUUGGCGGUGCCCUAUUUGCGGCAUGCAUUCAUGAUGUGGAUCAUCCGGGCCUAACAAAUCAAUUUUUAGUUAAUUCAAGUUCUGAACUAGCGUUGAUGUAUAAUGACGAAUCUGUUUUGGAAAAUCAUCAUUUAGCGGUUGCCUUUAAACUACUGCAAAAUACAGGCUGCGAUAUAUUUUGCAAUAUGCAAAAGAAACAACGUCAGACAUUAAGAAAAAUGGUUAUUGACAUUGUUUUAUCAACGGAUAUGUCUAAACAUAUGAGUCUUUUGGCUGACCUUAAGACAAUGGUUGAAACUAAGAAAGUAGCCGGUUCAGGUGUUUUACUAUUGGACAACUACACUGACCGUAUACAGGUCUUAGAAAAUCUGGUGCAUUGUGCCGAUUUAAGUAAUCCGACAAAACCGCUUGCACUUUACAAACGCUGGGUAGAGCUAUUAAUGGAAGAAUUCUUUUUACAAGGUGACAAAGAAAGAGAAAAUGGCAUGGAUAUAAGUCCAAUGUGUGAUCGACAUAAUGCUACAAUUGAAAAAUCACAAGUUGGAUUUAUUGAUUAUAUUGUCCAUCCAUUAUGGGAAACAUGGGCCGAUUUGGUUCAUCCAGACGCACAGGAUAUCUUAGAUACUCUUGAAGAGAACAGAGACUAUUAUCAAAGUGCAAUUCCGCCAUCGCCACCACCUUCACUCGAUGAAGGUGACGAUAAAAUUCGUUUUCAAGUCACUCUCGAAGAAUCAGAUCAAGAAAAUUUAGCUGAACUUGAAGAAGGUGAUGAGAGUGAAGGUGGAAUCGAGAUAAAACCGUCGGGGAGUCAAAAUCAAUCCCAACACAUUGGAAUGUGACGGAGAGUCGCGGGACUUUGUAAAAAAAUUACUGAAAAGGCGCAAAAUUUUUUACUUAUACGUUAGUAUGUCACUUUUUAUUGUGUAGAAAAAAAUUAACAAAAAAAAUAUAUAAAAAAAAUGAAUAGCGCAACAAAAAACCUAAACUAAACUAAAAUUACUAGACAACAUUUAUAAAAAUAAAACAAACAUCAACCACAAAAAAAAAUAAAAUCCUUACAAAAACUAAUUUAAACAACAAAAACAAAAAACUGACAAAUAUGUCGUCGAAACAGGCAAACAAAUUCUUACAGGAUAAAUAAACAAAUUAUUAAUAUUUUUACUUAAUAAUUUAUAUUCUUAGUUGGAUUUAUAAGUUGCAAAUUUUGUAUUAGAUUUGUUUUUAUUAUUUUCAAUUAUUGUGUUUAAGUUCAAAGGCACAUUUGCCAAAUUAAAUAAACAACUCUUAUAAUUUUUAAAUGUAUACAAACAAAAAACAACAACUUACAAAACAAUAUGAAAAAUAGAAUUAUGUAAACCGAUUUACAAGAAUUUAAUUGAACUCAUGUUAAUCAACAAUAAAAAACAAACAAACAAUAAAAUUAAUAAAAAAAAAAAACAGAUUUUAAAUUUGCGCUCCCCCCCAAACAAAAAGAAAAGUUACAAUUUAAAUUUUGUUCGUUUUAUAGCAUUACUACUGCAAUUAUAAAGAAAAUAAAUAUGUAUGAAAAAAAAACUAACCAAAGUGUGAAUUUGAUGAAAGUUCUAAAAAACCAAAAAAUUAAAAUAAUAUACACAAUAUACUACAUAGGUACUGGUGUUAUAUUAAAUUGAAAAUAAAAGUAUAUAAAAAAACAAAAUAAAACAAACGGUAGCUAGUCAUUUCAAAUGUUAUUUAAAUUAAUUAAAAUGUUGUAACUUAAAAAUACAAAAUAAUUUGUGUAAUAGAAAGCCCACACGUCAAAAAAGUAAAAACAAAAUACCAUACAUACAUACAUUUAAAUAUUAUUCAUUUAUGACGGAAAAGCACAAUAAAUAAAUUAUUGUUGGACUCGAAUUUGAAACAAAUAUUUAAAUAUAUAUACAAAAAAGUACAUAUUAUAUUAAAAUAAUAAUAAUAAAAAACAAACACACACAAAAUAAAAUAACUUUAGUUUGUAAAACUCUAAGCAAUGCUCGCUGCAUCUAUUCUCCUUCUCUUCUUCCUUCAUAUAAGCAAAUAUAUAAAUAAAACAAAACAAAAUAAAACAAAAAUAUUAAAGUCUUCGAAAAUAAAAAGAAUGUUGUGAUCUAACAUGUUUUAAGAUUUUUUAUAAAAAAACAAAAAAAAACUAAUAGUCCUUAAAGUCUUAAUUUUAAUAAAAUUAAGAUGAAAAUUAUAUUUAAAAAAUUAAACAUAAUAUCUACAAAUAUUUAUUUAGAGAAAAGUUAUUGGAUGUUUUCCUUUUACUAAUCAAAAACCAUAGACCUUUAAAAUUAUUGCUUACCUGCUUUUCAUUAAAAUCAACCUCAAACAACAAAAUUUAAUUUAACUUAGUUUAUUAUUUGUUUUAUUUUUUGUUUAUCAAAACUUCAUCAAUUAAAAGGGAAAAGGUCCAAUUUCUUUUUUGAAUUGUGUAAAAAAUAAAAAAAUCUUUAUAAAACAAAAAAAAACAAUGUACAUACAGAGAAAGAGUGAAAUUCUACAUUAUUUCAGUUCAUUUAAAAUAAACGCAUACAUAUUUGAUAAACAAAAAUAUUAACAUAGUAAUUAACUGUAUUCAUAAUAGAAACAAAAAACAAUUAUUUUAUUUAUUUAUUCUAUAUUUUAUUAUAAGGGCAGGAUCCCUCCUUUUGCUAUUUAUGUAGUACAUAUUAUGAUAAAUACAAAAAUUAAACAUUGCAAUAUGCAUUAGAAUAUAUACAUAUAUAUAUACAUAUAACAAAACCAUUGAUAGAAAAAAAAUGUUACAAAUAAUUUUUAAAAAAUCAACAAAAACAAAAAAACUGUGUCAUUGAGUGUAUCGAUGCAAAAUCUUUGUUCUCCUUCAAAUAGCCGCAAGCCCUGAAAAGUCUGCAUAAGUUAAAACCCACAAAUAAUGAAUGCCCAUUGUUAAAAUUUGUUGUGGUUUUUCUUAAAAUCAUAAGUUUGACUUAAAUUUAUAAAAAAAAAAAAGAAAUUAUAAUACUUUUAAAAAUCUUAAGAAAGGCAAAACUGAUUUACCAUAAAUUAUUUCUAAAAAUUAAACUAAUGCCAAGGCAUUUAAUUUUAUUGUUUUCUUUAAAUUACUAUCACUAAAGAUAUAAAAGACCCGAUGACUUUUAGACCCAAGCAUAUAAAAAUAAUGAUACAAAAUUUGAUUAUAUAAUAUAUAUAUAAAAUCCCACACCUACAUACAUACAUAUAUCGUAAACAUUAAACUCGUGUAACUUAGAUUGAAUGAUAAAAUACAAAAAACAAAAAAAGAAUAAAAUCAAUGUUAUGUAACUAUAAUAGUCAUAUUCAUACAUUAUUAAUGCAACUGAAUAAUCUUAUUGCCUCUUUUUUGCCAAUAUCUAAACGUGAAUCUUUUUUAUUUUUGUUCUCAUUUAUUAGUGAUCUGCAUAACUAAAUAUUUCUGAUAUCAAAACUAAUUAUUAUUAAAGUAUAAUAGGACUUCGAUAGAAACAAAAUUAAACAGAACAAAAGUCAUAACUUAAAUAAAUAACUCAAAGAGCAAUAGAAAUAGACAGACAAGACGACAGAUAUAGACAGACAGACAUUAAUCUUUUCUUUUGUUUUGCUUGUAAAUAUUUCUAAACAAAAACUAGGUAAAUUUCAAUAUUAAAAAAUGACAUUUGAAAUUAAAAAAACAAAAACAAAAACAUAAUAAAUGUCUUUAAAACUGAUAAAAAAAAAAACACAAAACAAAAGAGUUAUGAAACUAUAGAGGUUGGAUAUAAAAGAAAUCUAAAUGUAACCCAAGUAAGAAAACAAGUGUUUUUAUUUUAUUCUGUUACUCGAAUGAGCGAACCAAGAAUUUACAGAUUGUACACUGUCAAUGUAGCUGUAAACUUUAUUGGACAUUAAAAAUAAAAAACAUACAUACAAUUCAGAUAUACACAUAGGAAACAAAAGUACUAUUAUUAAAUGUAAUAAAACAAAUAUUGUACUAGAAAUCUAAUUAAAAACAAACAAAACAAAAAAAUCACUAAACAAUUUUAGUUUAUAGAAAUGUAAAAAAACAAAAAUGAAGGAAAAAUCAUAAGUAUAAUUAUAAAUAAUUGGCAUAGCACGUGACGCUGGCGUGACGUGUGUGUUGUAUUUAUUUUCAAUAUGUGUAAUAAAUUAUACAAAUAAAAAUAUAAAUCUGAAAAAAAAACAAAACAACAACAAAAACAAACGGAAACAUAUUAAUUUUAAAUAAAUCUAAAUUAUAACAAAAAUAA
Molecule: messenger RNA, 8165 nt
Organism: Eupeodes corollae
Lineage: Eukaryota; Metazoa; Arthropoda; Insecta; Diptera; Syrphidae
Gene: dnc
Product: cAMP-specific 3',5'-cyclic phosphodiesterase
Exons: 13
Coding region: 1935-4778 (947 amino acids)
Biological process (GO): signal transduction
Cellular component (GO): perinuclear region of cytoplasm; nucleus; cytosol
Molecular function (GO): 3',5'-cyclic-AMP phosphodiesterase activity
Source: RefSeq, a predicted model, not a curated record